UUGGUUGGUUGUUUUGGAAGCUGUUACAUCCUUGUUUGAAUGCCUUAUUGAGACACAAACUCAGAGUUUAACCAGUAAUCUUAAGAUAGGCAGACUCAGGAGCUCUUUUUUCCUGGCUGUGAAAGUGAAACAUUUGUGGGACCACUUGAAAAAGCUGCAGCCCAAAUAACCAGCUUUUAAAGUCUCUUUACCUUGCUCCAGUUGCUUUAUCUGAUCUAUUGCCUCUGGCGUUUUUUCCAGAACCACUUGUUUCUCAGUAGCAGAAAUAUCUUGCCCAACUGGGAUACAAUAAUUUCAAAGCAAGUAAAGGAAACUGCAGCUGCUCAGCUGAGUCAGCCAAAGGGAAGAGAAAGAAGGGGGUGUGUUCUCCCCAGUAAAAACGACGCGUGUGGUUGUCAGCACUACAAGAAGGGUUUCAAACCCAUGUUAUCUUCAGGCUGUAUGCUGGUGUUUGUGUUAAGCUUUGGCACUUGUCUGUGGACCUCAGUGCUGUGAAGGCAUAAGCAUGAGCUUCAUGUUCGUUUUCUGAGUGGAUUGAUCAAAUGGGUCGAUCACCCUGAGUCUUCAGGUUGCACCCAAGAGCUGCCCAGUACGGGGACAUACAACAGGGAAAGCUCAAAAGAAGUUUGUUCUCUUCAGAGGAGUGGGACAGGUGUUCUGCUGACAUCCUGGAAACCGAGAGCAAACCUCAGCUUGGCUGGGAUCCCCAUCCAUUGGCAUGCUGGAUCUUUAAAUGGAGAGGUGCUGAGCCGAAGGAGGAACCAUGGGGAUUUCUUACCAGACCUACAUUUUGGAACAGUCACAAGCAAGAAGUGUUUCUUUUCAGAGCCUGGAGCAGUCAGUGCAAGGUUCAGGUUUUGACAGGUGCCUGCUGUGUGUCGCUAACUACUAUUUGCUUGGGUUUGAGCUCCCCCAGUUCUGGCGGCAGCGAGGCGAGCCUUUCUUCUGUCUCUCCCUACAUGCUGAAAAACUGCAAGGUGGCCACAUCAGCAAACCCGCAACAGGAUCAAUGCACCGGUAUCAGUCACUUGGAUCAACUCUGACAACUCUGGAAGCACUGAAAUACAACUGUCCAGAACACGUGAAGCUGCUCGCUCGCCUGUCUUCCCUUCGGUGGGUCUCUGGCCCCCUUGCCACGCGCAGCGAUGGUUUCAGGACUGCAUGCUUUAUUUUCCUCAGGAGUUUUGCCAGAAAAGGAGCAUACGAGGAACUAGGUUAUAAAAGACUCGCCCUCCUGUGUGCAUAUGGAAGCCAGGGACUGUGCUCUUCAGCGUCUCACGCUCUGAUGCACUUCAAGGCUUCCAACAACCACCUUCCCCAAGUCCUUCCGAAGAGCACUUCUGCUUUUUGUGGGAUGAUUAUGGACUGAUUAUUCCCCAAUCCACAGGAUACUACAGCUGGCAUUAAGGGGAUGAACAUUCUUACAAAGAUUUUAUCACCUUUAGAUCCCCCAGUACAAGAGGGCUUUUAUUACCACAACGUAGUAGCAUGUAUGAAACACAGAUGUGUUUUGGUCUCACACCUAGUGAGAUGUGAGUGGCACAAAUCUCUCACUAUUACUGGCAGUCCUAGAAAAAGCAAAUUCUGACCAUCUGAGAAAUUGAAAAUCCCUUCCUACCCUCCUUCUAGAAGAGGACUCAGGUACGAGGUGAGGCAACGGCACGUCCUGCUUUUGCUCCGCAGCUUCCGCCGACAGAGUCCUGCUGGCGCUGUAGCUGUCACUUUACCACUUCCACAAUUAAGGUCCUUUCUAAAAUGCUACGCAAAUGAAAGGAUAAGAAUCACAGUCAGACAUAGGAAAUUUCAAAGUACUUCACUAAAUUUAGCUAAAGAAGGUCGUGUUUCUUUACCAAGUCAUCCUAUUAUCUCACUUAAAAACCAAGCAUUUUGGAACAGAAAAGUAACUGCUGUAUUUACUGUAAAAAAGCCUUUUGUUUCAUUAGAGGAAAGCUCACUUGGUGAGACAAGUGACACAAUUAUAUAAUUUUAAAAACCUGAAUAUAUUUUAAACAAAUAUUGGAACCAGGUCUGGGGAACACAACACUCCAGGUUGAUUCAUGUUUAUUUUCCACUGGUUAAUUCAUCUUUUUUCAAAGAGGCCUGGAGAAAACCAAAGCAACUUACCUUGAAUGUUCCACACUCUCACACUGUCCAUCUGACCAGAUCUUGCUUUAACUGCCCAGAGAUAACUGCUGUCACCACAGGAAAAUGCAGCUGUAGCUAGUGACUAGCUGUCAGCACAUUGCGCGGUGGGGUUUGGCAAUACGUGGGGGUGUGUCGUAAGUAACAGAUUUCAAUUUUAUUUUGUUUGUGAUGCAC
This is a messenger RNA of Aptenodytes forsteri (emperor penguin), 2319 nucleotides long. RefSeq lists its product as uncharacterized. The record is from RefSeq and is a predicted model, not a curated record. The transcript is spliced from 9 exons. The coding region runs from base 764 to 1369 and encodes 201 amino acids. NCBI's taxonomy places the organism in Eukaryota, Metazoa, Chordata, Aves, Sphenisciformes, Spheniscidae.